UUUCAUGUUCGUGUAAUUACGGUUUUGCACUUUGCAAUAACUGUCAUGUCUACUACAUCGCCGAAACCUUCGCCCCAGGAUAAUGUAAAGCCUGCGGACUAUAAAGAUGUGUUCGCUGCCCGACAAGCAUAUACCCAACAUACUGAUCCAUGCGAACAAGCAGCGAAGGCGUCUCUGAGCUGCAUGGACCGCAACGACUAUAACCGCGACAAUUGCAUGGAUUUCUUCCAGGCAUAUAGGGACUGUAAGAAGGCAUGGCUGGAGCAGAGACGUGAGGAUCGUAGAGCUGGUCGAUCUACGCCUACAUGAACCUCGUUGAAGGGACUGGCGCAUUGAUUAAUAUGCCAGUGUCGUCCUGCCUUCUGUAUUUCAUGGGCAGUUGUUCUAUCAGACACGAUCCAUUUUUGCGCGGCCUGAUGUAUCGUGGAGACGACGACGUAAAUUCAUAUGCUUGACUUCCAACACCCACCGGAUGUUCAGAUUCGAAUUUCGAACGGGCAUAAACUCGUGCGAGUCCAAAAAAGAUCCACUACUCAAGAGAGACCAUCUUGUGAGCGGACCUGCAGUGCAACAUGCAUCAGCGCGCAGUUUUGUGGCGCAGUUUACAAUGGUCUUUUGAGCUGCAGCGUUGUUGGCACGGUUCCUGGACGGGACAUAUGCAACACCAACAGCAUUUUUGCCUCUCAAAUAUUACGCGAAGCACUCGGGCAUUGGUG
Messenger RNA from Suillus paluster, 716 nucleotides. RefSeq lists its product as uncharacterized. The record is from RefSeq and is a predicted model, not a curated record. Lineage: Eukaryota; Fungi; Basidiomycota; Agaricomycetes; Boletales; Suillaceae. Bases 46 to 309 code for a protein of 87 amino acids. The transcript has 5 exons.